Molecule: messenger RNA, 2023 nt
Organism: Schistosoma guineensis
Lineage: Eukaryota; Metazoa; Platyhelminthes; Trematoda; Strigeidida; Schistosomatidae
Source: the annotation of a GenBank genome assembly
CUAUUGUCAAUGUUAAUAGUAAUGGUUCAUGUCAAUUUUAGAUUUUGUCCAAUGAAACGAAAGUGACAGCAGUUUGUAAAUUAUUUCAAAUGUUUUCUUGUAGUUACAUAAAUCAUUAUCAUCCAUAGUGUUUCAUAACACUGGUCACUAUUAAAUUUAUCAUUAAAGAUUAUGAUGUAUAUUGGUCGGAACAGCAUAGACUAUUUCUUCUAGUACAAGAAACAAAAUUUUAUGUUGACUGAACACUAAAGGAUCGUUCAAAGUUCAACUAUCCAGUUAAAAAAACACAAUACCUACAAAAUAAAGAAAUAUAUUUGUUAAUAUAAUCUUCAAUAGUUGAGGUCAUGAGCCGCUUGAAGCUGGACCAUUAUGGAAAACCUGGAAGCACUGGACGACUGUUUCGUCCUAUUGGAAUUACUACAAUCUCCACAAAACCCCCUUCUGAUACUAAUAUAAACUUCAUAAAAACUCUGAAAACAGGCCAAUUCAAAGAUCGAAAAUAUUUACGUUCUAAAAGCUAUAGGUAAUUUGAAUUAUCGUUUACUAAGAAAGGUUUCGUUAAUUUACAACAUGAUUAGUUGGAGUGAAUUACGCUGAUAUUUUAAAGUAUGUGUAAUUGAAAUAAGUUAAUUCUAUGUACUUAAAAGAAUAUUGUUGAAUUAAAAUAAAUUCUGUCUUGUAAAUAUCGCCAAUUAUCAUUGGAAUUGUUGUCCUUUAUACGUCUAUUUUUUGUCUAUCUGACAGAUGACUUUAGUCAAUAAAUGACUAUUACUUUCUUUAUUGAAAAAUAUUCGUACAUUCACAAUUAUUUAUCAUCGAUAUCAGAAAUAAUUCCGAGCUAACGACAAUGCGCACGCAUUAUUACAAACUGCUAUGAUAUGACCAAGAAAUACUUGAAAAGAAAUCUUUCUUCAGUUCGUUAUUUGUUUCUAUAAUUCUAAGCGGUUAACAGUUUACUGUCACUAUAGAUGUGCUUAGAUCUUAUUCACUAACGAAUGUUAGUGCGUUUUAGUUAUGGCUAGGAGCAGAGUUCAGGAGAGGUGUUUCAACCAAUUUAAAUCUCGUUAGCUGAAUAAACAAAUUAUUGAAGUUGGAUUAGUGAGAUCUGAGUUUCAAUGUAAACAUGAACACUGGAAGACUGUUGGAUCAAGAGAUCAAAGUAUUCAUCUCAGGAUGCGUACAUAGUAAUACAGAUCGGUCACUAUCAAUCUUUAAUAACAACAUAAAAACUAAAGCCUAUGUGUUGUAUGCACCAAUCAUAAGAAAUUCAAAGGUGUAGACUUUAUCGACCUUUGCAAAGAGCUGAUCGGCUGAUUAUAGGAUAUUUUUUAGAGAGACGAUUAACGCAACAAACACAACUUAAAGAAAUUUGCUUUUAAUUUAAACAUAAACCACCAUUUAUCUAGUACUCAUUGAAUAGAGUGAAAAUGCAUAUAUGCAAAAUUCCAAUGUAGAAUAACACGAAAUGAAUUUUUCAAAAGUACAUUUAUUAAUAUGAGGAUUGUUAGGAAAUUUAUAUAUUCCACAACUAUAUGUUUAAUCUUUUUUCCAGAAGUAACCAGAAUAUAGCUUUUAAUCGUUUGCUACAUUCCAUUCCAUGGAUUACUGAUGUUUUAACUCAUAGAAUAUGAAGUGAAUGUUGUACAGAGUUAUCUAUGAGCACUUUUGGAGAACCCUAGAUCAAACUAAUGAUCUCUUGAUCAUGUAUAUAUGAGUGUUUUUAUCUUCGUCCUGAAGCAUAUUGACUAGUUUUGCUUUUUUUUAAAUACAUCAAAUAGAUAGUUAUCUAUCAUGUAUGUAUUGUCUUAUCAUUCUUAUUUGUCAUUUAGACUGUAACUUAACUCUCUUGUGAUAGUUGUAAUAAACGAAAACGUUUUGGUGUAACUACUUUUUAUUUAAUAAAUGUUAAACCACUAAGAAUACGACUGUAUAGCUUCAGUAAGUGAUGACACAUAAAUGAAAACUUUCUCCAUCAAAUUGUCGUUGCGUUUUCAAUUAACAUACUUAAAUGAAGCAUUUAUUA